Messenger RNA from Trichomonas vaginalis G3, 3087 nucleotides. RefSeq names its product TOR signaling. Gene Ontology annotation, cellular component: cytoplasm; TORC1 complex. Gene Ontology annotation, molecular function: protein binding; protein-macromolecule adaptor activity. NCBI's taxonomy places the organism in Eukaryota, Parabasalia, Trichomonadida, Trichomonadidae. The transcript has a single exon. The record is from RefSeq and is a predicted model, not a curated record. Gene Ontology annotation, biological process: cellular response to starvation; positive regulation of protein serine/threonine kinase activity; positive regulation of cell growth. Bases 1 to 3087 code for a protein of 1028 amino acids.
AUGACGUCUUCAGGAACAACUUCUAAGGCGUUCAUCAAUAAUGCAGGCCCAAAUUUCAUCCAAUCACGCAUAAUUGAUGGAGAAAAUACAUCAGAUCCACUUUAUGGGGAUUGGCUUCAUAAUGAAUUUUUAGUUUCAAUUCAUCCACCAAAUUAUCCACCAGAACCAGUAGAUUUCCCAGCAUUAACAUUCACAACACAAGGAAUUGUCGUUAUGUGCAUACCAAACUUACUCCAACCUCCUCAUUUAAGAGGAACAAAUUCUGUUUAUUGUUGGUCUAAAACCAGCACAGAAUCAACAUCAAAUCCGCAACAAGAAAUUGCGAAAGCAAUUGUCACACAAUACCAACAAUGCAUGCCGAAAAUGGCUUUAGCAGCAAGAGUUAAUCCGACUAUCAAUGAUUUCAAGAAUUCUCUUUCUAAAAUCAAGCUCCAAAACUCAUCAGUUCGAACCCUCUUCCAUUAUGCUUCACAUGGAGGCCCAGAUGUUUCAUCUCAAUACAUAAUGUUGCAUUCCCCAGACAAACAAUCAUUUGAUCACUUCCCUAUCGAGAGUGUUCUCACCGCUACAGAUUCCUGCAGCGUUCACAUACUAGAUUGUGACAAUGCCGGUGCAUUAAUCAACGCAUACAGAUCAUUUAUCUCAGACAAAGCAGAUUCAGGUAUAAAGAUGGAUCUUUUCGCAUUCUUUGCAUGUGGAAGUCGCGAAAGAUUACCAAGAUCCCCAGAUUUACCUCAUGAUGUCUUUACUUCUUGUAUGACAACUCCUGCUCGCAUUGCAUUACUCUGGCAUUCUCGCCAUUACUACUGCUUUAAGAAUGGACCACUCCGACCACUAAAUACAGACCUUUUCAAGUCAUCUCCAAAUAGUAUUUUGGAUGACAUCAGUUUAAUACUCCACAGACUUGUAGAAGCCAUGGCAUUCGAAGUAUUCCCUCCAGAUCUCUUCAUGAGAGUCUUCAGAACUGAUUCUUCCAUUGCACAUUUAGCAGCAAACUAUUUUCUCGCUUGUAGGAUGCUUUCUUUCUUUGGAGUCCAACCGAAAUCGAUUCCAGAGAUGCCAGAUGUCUCAAAUCAUUCAUUAUGGCAUACUUUUGACCUCAGAUUAGAUGUUGCUUUACAGCAGCUUCAUUCUCCAGCUCCAGACCCCUCAUUAUCAUACACAGUGUUCUUAGAACAAUCCCUCAAAACUCUCAAGCAUCUAAUGAACGUUUCAACAAAAGAUAUUUCAUUUCCUGGCCAAUUAACUUUAAUUCCGCCAGCUCUUACAACGCCAUCGCUACAAGCGGAAGGUAGUAAAGUACUCGCAUUAUACAUCGAUAAAAGUAUCUCAGCUGUCAGACAAAUGUGGUAUUUCCCGAUUGCAGUACCUCUUUUCCAAAUGCUGACCUCUCCAUCGUGUAAUGAAUAUUUAUUGCUUGCUGUUGCCAAAACCUUAUGCUUUAUGCCUUCAGCCAGAGCGAUUCUUCGAGAAAUCAGCAAAGAAACAUUCAAAACAGUUCUUUCUCCUUUGCUGAAACAAGAGAACUCAGUCUUCGCUCUUGUCAUCGCUACCAUUUACCAUUUCGAGAAUAAUGAGGCCAUUUCCCAAUUAGUACAAAAUGAUUGGUCAUCUACAAUCUUGUCACUUUUUGAUGAUUCCCAUACAGAUGUACGGUUAUGGACAUUAUUAUUUGUAGCAACAUUUGUGAAUUACAUACCGGAUAGAGAUCUUAUGAUGAAGACUGCUGCAAAAAUAACUAAUUUGUCCUCAGAUUAUUCGCCAGAAGUCAGAAUUGCCAGUUUACAUGCACUAUGUUCGCUAAUCAAGUGCGAUAUCGAAACAGAAAUAGUUAAAGUUGCAAAAGAGUUGGUUCAUGACCCCAAUUCUUCAGUAAGAUGCGAAUUAAUAAUUUUACUUUCUAAUGCGACAAAAGCAAAUCCGAAAUUACUUGAGAACAAGGAUGUACAGUUGUCACUCGUUGAAUUGGCUUGCGAUCCCCAUCCUUUGGUGAAGAGAUUAAUGGAAAACUUCACACAGUCAGUUUAUCCAUCAUUUAUACUUCAGUGGUUCUCAAGGGCCAUUCUAAGCCCUAUAAAAUCACUCCUUACCGAUGAUAAACUUAGAUUAUCCAAUGUUCAGCCAACAAUUUCGCUUCCUGCUCGUCAGCCAAACAAAUCUAUGAUUACAAUUGGCAGAGCAACAUCAUUCCGACUCUUACAAACUCAUUCAGUCUGUUCUUCGAACUUUACAUCUUUAUUUGACGGAAAUGCUGCUUUAUUUGGCUCCAACUCCGGCGAAAUCGUUUAUGCCCAAUGGGAUGCCAAUGUACAACGAAGCGUUCGCAUUUCCAACAAACAGAUUAAGCAUGUUCAGUGUAUUUCAAAUUCUGGCUAUCCUCUGAUUAUUUCUUCUGAUUCCCACAGUAAUUUACGUUUCCUUAACUCCGAUUUACAGACCAUAACCGCAUUCAAACUCAACCAGAACCACUCUUUGUUCGAAUUUCUCGAAUCUGACAGAAAACUUUUGACAUUUUCAACUUUACAAAAAAAUAUUUUGGUUUAUGACAUGAAAAGUGAGAAAAUAAGCCAAACUAUCGAUUCAAUCGGUGACAACAUACAGUGCGUGAGGGCUCUCAACCACUUGAACGAUGUUGUCGCUGUUGUUUCCGAUAAAAAACUCAAUUUCGUAGAUUUGAGAACAAAUUCGAACGUAAUUUCUUCGCCCGACGGUUUGUCACUUUUUGACGUGGCCCAACUUGACAAGAGUGCAAAUUUGUUUGCAAUUGCACACAAAUGCGGUACUGUAUCCCUUUUCGAUGCAAGAUUUAACGAACCAAUAAAAAGAUAUCAGGCAUCUCCUGAAUCUUCACCGAUUUUAUCAUUUGCAGUACAGUCUGAGUCUGGUGCUUGCGCAAUAGGGUCUUCCAAAGGGGUCUGCGUCAUAGAUAUCCUCGGCGGAAAGAGAAUUGAAUACAAUUCUGUUCCAUCUCUUUUGUUUUCAAGGAAUUUAGAGGCUGUUAACGCUUGCUGCUUCUCACCUACUAAAUUUUCUCUUGCUGUACUCCAGGGACAAUCUGAUAUCUUAUUCUUGGAUGAUGCAUCGUAG